UCCAAGUUCCUAGGAGGGAGGUUACUUGUACUUAAUACUUGUAGCUUCCUUGUUCUCGUUUCCCUGGGCAGUACCUAACUGGUCGUAAUCAAUUACCUACCUAGGUACCUGGGUACAUCUCCCGGAAUGCAACCUACGCGUAUAAGUAAGGUAUAAUCAUAAUCAGCCUUGUUGAGUUUACAACAACAAUUUCAGAUUUUAUCAUCACCAUUUAACUACUUGGUGGUUUAAACCGUACCUCGUCAAAGACAACUAAACUCACCAAUUAAAUCAAGACGGUUUACACCGCAUAAACGCGUUUGCAUGCUCGGCCUACGACCGACGCUGCGGGCCCGGCCUUCUUUAGUGGAGCUGAUCGAGCGGCGGGGAAACCACGGCCAAAGUACAAGUCCGAGUUCAAGUCGACCAGUCACGCCUACCUUGAGCCCUGCGCAAUUUGCGUCACCUGGCAGCUCUAAUAACCCCGACAGAGCCGCUAGACACGCUAAAGCCACAGCACUAUUAGCUGAAGCUUCUAAUCAACCACUACCUCCCAGCCCGCGGCUAUCACCAGCUGAUACCGCUAAUACUAGCACUAACACUAUAGCCACCACUACUGCCACUAAUACUACUACUGCUACCACACCUAACACCAUCCCAACUACUACUACAACAUUCACCACAUCGACGCCGGUCUCGUCACCUUUAGCUUCACCCUUAAUAGCUCCAACAAUAUCUAUCUCACCUGUCUCUCCAGCUGCAGAGCCGCUUCCCAAACCCACAGAGACUUCCAAGAUGGCUCCGUCAGAGAAAGCCACAAAUGGCGAAGAAACGCUCAACAGUGGCAAGAUCUACUCCGUCUCUGGACCCGUCAUCGUGGCCGAGGACAUGAUCGGAGUUGCCAUGUACGAGCUUGUAAGAGUAGGCCACGAUAACUUAGUCGGUGAAGUCAUUCGAAUUAGCGGCGACCAAGCUACCAUCCAAGUCUACGAAGAGACCGCUGGUAUAACCGUGGGUGAUCCCGUUCACCGUACUGGUACACCUCUCUCCGUCGAACUCGGCCCCGGCUUAUUACACAACAUCUACGAUGGAAUUCAACGACCCCUCGAGAAAAUCUCCCAGCAGUCUAACAGUAUCUACAUCCCCCGUGGUAUCGCAGCCCCCGCUCUCGACCGAACCAAGAAGUGGGAGUUCACACCUACCAUGAAGGUUGGCGAUCACAUUUCUGGUGGUGACGUAUGGGGAACCGUCUUCGAGAACUCCUUCAUUAAGGUACACAAGAUUCUUCUGCCGCCGCGAGCAAGGGGAACCAUCACCAGAAUUGCAGAAAAGGGCGAGUACACAGUCGACGAGAAGAUUCUUGAGCUCGAUUUCAACGGUACCAAGACCGAGUACGGAAUGAUGCACACCUGGCCCGUCCGUGUUGCGCGACCCUCGACCGAGAAGCUCUCGGCCGACAAGCCCUUCGUUGUCGGCCAGCGAGUUCUGGACGCCCUUUUCCCCAGUGUACAAGGUGGUACUGUGGCUAUUCCCGGUGCUUUCGGCUGUGGCAAGACUGUCAUUUCGCAGUCCGUCUCCAAGUUCUCCAACAGCGACGUCAUCGUCUACGUUGGUUGUGGCGAGCGCGGUAACGAGAUGGCUGAAGUCUUGAAGGAUUUCCCCGAGCUAUCCAUCGAGGUUGAGGGCCGCAAGGAGCCCAUCAUGAAGCGAACUACCCUAAUCGCCAACACUUCCAAUAUGCCCGUCGCCGCCCGAGAAGCCUCUAUCUAUACGGGUAUCACUGUCGCCGAGUACUUCCGUGACCAAGGCAUGAACGUCGCUAUGAUGGCUGACUCGACAUCCCGAUGGGCAGAAGCCCUGCGUGAAAUUUCCGGUCGUCUUGGUGAAAUGCCUGCUGACCAAGGUUUCCCUGCUUACCUUUCUGCUAAGCUGGCCAGUUUCUACGAACGUGCAGGAAGGACAAACUGCCUAGGUUCACCCGAGCGUGAAGGCAGUGUCAGCAUCGUCGGUGCUGUCAGCCCUCCCGGUGGUGAUUUCUCCGAUCCUGUCACUAGUUCGACCCUGAGUAUCGUCCAAGUCUUCUGGGGUCUCGACAAGAGACUCGCGCAGCGGAAGCAUUUCCCGUCUAUUAACACAUCCUUGUCAUACAGCAAGUACACAAACACACUGGAUAAGUGGUAUGAGAAAGAUUACCCCGACUUCCCGCGUUUGCGCGACCGCAUCAAGCAGCUGCUAUCUGAUUCGGAAGAACUAGAUCAGGUGGUACAGCUAGUCGGUAAAUCAGCGCUGUCGGAUCCGGACAAGAUCACUCUGGACAUUGCGACGUUAUUGAAGGAAGACUUCCUGCAGCAGAACGGUUACUCGGACUACGACCAGUUCUGCCCCAUCUGGAAGACAGAAUGGAUGAUGAAGCUCAUGGUCGGCUUCCACGACGAGGCGCAGAAGGCUGUUGCGCAGGGUCUGAGCUGGGCUAAGGUCCGCGAGGCCACGAGUGACCUCCAGGCGAAAUUGCGAAGCCUUAAGUUCGAGAUCCCAAACGAGGGAGCAGAGGUUGUUGGUAAGAAGUACGAGGCCAUCCAGCAGAACAUGUUGGACAAGUUCGCCGCCGUUAUGGACGAGUAAAGCGCAAAAAGAGACGUAGAGGUAUUUAAAUGUCCGAAGUUUUAUGCAAAGUACUUUUCUUCUUAAGGCGCGAUCGGAUAUAGUAGCAGUAGUUGUUGUUGUAGUAGUGUGUACAUAGAGAGAACAAAAGCCCAAGUUCGGUCGAUGGCGAUGAGGAAUGAGUAUAAGCUCCUUCUAUCUAUCGACUAGCAGGUAACUGAGCAAGCUAAACAAUUAAGCAGUGCUAGGGUACUGUUAUCAAUUUUACAAUUCAAUUGGUACUUUUCUGCUUGACUGGUUGGGUGUGGUUGUGGUUGUUGUCCGAGUUUUUGGACAAGUAUUAACGGAGGUCCUAUACCUAAUAUACGCAAGACACACACAGUGAGAGAAUUGGUCGGAGUUGAGAGUAUAUGUACACGAUAAGAAGUGAGUAAAACAUCUUCAUUAAACAGGUAGUUAUAGCUUAGGUAGGGGAGAUACGAAUAUGCAUCUCAUACCGAACGCACCAGGAACAAAACAAU
Messenger RNA from Daldinia caldariorum, 3101 nucleotides. RefSeq names its product V-type ATPase. Gene Ontology annotation, molecular function: ATP binding; proton-transporting ATPase activity, rotational mechanism; ATP hydrolysis activity. Bases 304 to 2601 code for a protein of 765 amino acids. Gene Ontology annotation, cellular component: proton-transporting V-type ATPase, V1 domain; fungal-type vacuole membrane. The record is from RefSeq and is a predicted model, not a curated record. Lineage: Eukaryota; Fungi; Ascomycota; Sordariomycetes; Xylariales; Hypoxylaceae. The transcript is spliced from 7 exons. Gene Ontology annotation, biological process: ATP metabolic process; proton transmembrane transport.